Messenger RNA from Hyla sarda, 962 nucleotides. RefSeq names its product stathmin 1 (gene STMN1). Gene Ontology annotation, cellular component: neuron projection; cytoplasm. Gene Ontology annotation, biological process: regulation of microtubule polymerization or depolymerization; microtubule depolymerization; neuron projection development. NCBI's taxonomy places the organism in Eukaryota, Metazoa, Chordata, Amphibia, Anura, Hylidae. The coding region runs from base 16 to 660 and encodes 214 amino acids. The transcript is spliced from 5 exons. Gene Ontology annotation, molecular function: tubulin binding. The record is from RefSeq and is a predicted model, not a curated record.
CCCGUUGGUUGUCUAAUGCCCCCCCACAACUCCAGCCGCCAGUAUUUGGAGAAGGCGUGGUGCCAGACAGUAGCUCGUACAGAUGUCUCGGCCAAUGAGGGGCGCGCACAGCAGGUCACGUGUCCGUGGUGGGCGCUUUUGUUCGUUGCAGCUGAGAGCGCGCGUGGUAUUCAUCGGCAGAGACAGCUUCUGGAUAUCUGGUCCACACUUGCACUUUCAAUAAUGGCUGAAGCUGACAUUAAAGUGAAAGAGCUGGAGAAACGUGCCUCUGGUCAGGCAUUUGAGCUGAUCUUGAGCCCUCCAUCUACUGAUGCAGCUCCAGACCUAGCUAUUGCCUCUCCAAAGAAAAAGGAAUGCUCUCUGGAAGAAAUUCAGAAGAAGCUGGAAGCAGCAGAAGAAAGGCGCAAAUUACAUGAAGCUGAAAUCUUAAAACAGCUUGCUGAGAAGAGGGAGCAUGAGAAAGAAGUUCUGCAGAAAGCUAAAGAAGAAAACAAUAACUUCAGUAAGAUGGCUGAGGAAAAAUUAACUUCUAAAAUGGAAGCAAUUAAAGAAAAUAGGGAGGCCCAGAUAGCAGCAAAACUAGAGCGAUUGCGAGAAUUGGAGAAGAAAGGGGAAGAGAUCAGAAAGGGAAAAGAUGGCAAAGAUGAAGCUGAAAACUGAGUCCUGUCUGGGAAGGCUGCUCCAACAUUGCAAAGCUAAUCCCAUCAGUGUUCCCCUCUAUGUUUAGCAGCUGUAAUGAUGUAGACAGACAUAAUGCAUCAUAUUUGCUUGGCUAAUGAGGAAGCCUUUCACUUAUCCAGUCUUCUUACUGUGCCUGGUUACUGUUGUAUUGUACUGGUGUGGGGUUUUCUAGUAUUGUUAUACCAGUGUUCAGACUGUUACAUAAUGCACUUAAAUAUCAAUGGUUCUCUGUUUUGGACUUGUAAUAGUUUGUCUUAAUAAAAUAACUUGUUGGGAAAACA